CGAACGGGCCUGUUUUCAACCCACAUUAAGAGGGAGCCUGGAACUUGCAGUAGCCCGGUCGUUAUCAGCCCAUAUUCUGUAUAUGGUGGAGCAGAUCGAUUCAGUUCAUGAAACCAGAAGACUAUUGAUAAGAAUAUAAAGUCGCAGCUACUAGGUGUGGUUCAAGGAUACCCGAUAACCUUCAAGUUGCCUCGAACGAUAGACCUCGAGGUGUCUGAAACCCACUUUACCCUGCCAUGGCCGAGUCAAUUGAGUCUACCACUGAUGUGCUUAUCAUUGGAGCAGGCCCGUCAGGGCUGAUGGCAGCCUAUUGGAUGGCGCGCUAUGGCGUCAACGCUCGGGUCAUCGACAAACGGGGCACCAAGAUCUUCAGAGGCCAUGCAGAUGGACUCAGGAGCCGAACCUUGGAGCUGCUCGAUAGCAUGGGCGUGGCCCAGCGGGUCCUACAAGAAGGAUGUGAAAUGUUCAGCAUGACAAACUGGGCGCCUGAUGAGACCGGGGAAUUGAGACGCCAAGGAACCACAUACAUGGAACUACAUCCGCCGUACGCUAUAGUUGCGCUGAAUCAGGGUCGUAUCGAGCGAUUUCUCUUAGACGCCAUCAAGGAACAUUCCAGCCUCGAGGUGGAGAGGGGUGUUCUUGCCGAGUCGUUUGAAUACGACGAAGGUCUCGAGAACAAUCCACAAGCGUACCCGAUCACGCUCAAACUGAGGACACUUAGUGAGAAAGAAGCAUCCCCAGCACCGAGGCACGGGUUCUCGGACAAGUUCCUCCAUCAUCUCCUGAAAGCAGAUGAUCUGAAGGAUGCGGUCCAGCAUCGCAGGAAUAAGGUCGGGACUGUCGAGACGCUGAAAGCUAGAUAUGUGAUUGGCUGUGACGGAGCGCAUAGCUGGACAAGAAAACAAUUAAACAUUCCCUUCGAGGGCUCGACAACAGACCACAUAUGGGGAGUCAUUGACAUCGUCCCCAUCACUAAUUACCCGGACAUGCGCCGGGCUGGAACCGUGGCGAACACCUCAGGAACAAUACUUAUUAUUCCAAGAGAAGAAAACAUUGUACGGAUCUACGUCCCAUUGCAGGAAGAAUUCGAGGUUCUGCGGGAAUUCGAUCGGUCGGCGGUGACACUGGAAUCGAUUCGGCAAAGAGUGAAGAAGAUCUUGAGUCCUUUUCAUUUCGACUUUCGAAUUUGUUUUUGGUGGACUGUAUACCAGGUUGGUCGGAGAAUCGCACAGACGAACGCAAAGGGUCGUGUAUACUUGGCUGGAGAUGCCGUUCAUACGCACUCGCCUAAAAUAGGAAUGGGCAUGAAUAUGAGCAUGCAGGACGGGUUCAACAUCGGUUGGAAGGUCGCCCUUGUUGCAAAAGGACUUGCCCACCCUUCGAUCAUCGACACCUACAAGUCCGAGCGUUAUCCCUUGGCUGAAAUGCUCAUUGAUUUUGAUCGUCAAUGGUCUGCAUUCUUUCUGCAGCAAGAGCAGCAGAAUGAAGGCCCAGCGCAGGCGAAACUGGCAGCGAUGCGAGAUAUUCUGCGCAAAACCGAACAAUUCGCACAGGGACACACAUCGUACUAUUGCGCCAGUCCAUUGGUUUGCAAACAAUCGAAGACAGUAGCUCAGCAUCUCUCACCGGGCGAGAAACUUCUUCCCGUGAGACUUCGAAGUCAAGCCAACGGUGUGCCUUUAUGGACCACGAGGCUCCUAGAAAGUGAUGGCCGAUUUCGCAUCCUGCUUCUGACUGGAGACCUGCGAUCGAAGCAGCAAGCAGGUCGCGUAUGGGCUUGCGGCGAGAGGUUGGCGGGUCUUUGCAAACAAUUGAUUUCGGAAAAAGAGAAGCCCGAGUCAAUUGUCGAUAUCAAGGCUAUUCACAGCGCACCUUAUGAGGCUGUAGAGUUGAACAUGUUUCCCAGCAUCGUGCAUCAUUUCGACGAGGUUGAGGGCUGUGACCUUACCAAGGUAUGGUGCGAUGGUGCUUGUGACUGGGGUCAAGAGUCCGACGGAAAAGGGUAUGAGACUUGGGGUGUGAACCGACUGAGAGGGGCCUUGAUUGUCAUGCGACCUGAUCAAUAUAUCGGAUGGAUGGGUGAGCUGGAGGAUGUUGCUGAUUUGACUUGCUAUUUCCGGGGCAUCUUGGUGGAGAGUGAGACCCGAUCCUUGCUGUAGGCAAUUGGAUAGUACUUUGGGAUAAGCAAUUGAAUGGAAUAUCCUG
Messenger RNA from Aspergillus saccharolyticus JOP 1030-1, 2205 nucleotides. RefSeq names its product putative phenol 2-monooxygenase. Gene Ontology annotation, molecular function: FAD binding. The transcript has 7 exons. The record is from RefSeq and is a predicted model, not a curated record. Lineage: Eukaryota; Fungi; Ascomycota; Eurotiomycetes; Eurotiales; Aspergillaceae. The coding region runs from base 237 to 2159 and encodes 640 amino acids.